Messenger RNA from Knipowitschia caucasica, 828 nucleotides. Lineage: Eukaryota; Metazoa; Chordata; Actinopteri; Gobiiformes; Gobiidae. The record is from the annotation of a GenBank genome assembly.
AUGGAGACAGGCGCGCUCCGUCUUUAUUAUGGCCCAGACAAAGGCGUGAAGAGGCUCCGCGCACGUCCACCGAGGCGCCCCACUUCUUUACCUCCUUAUUAUUUAAAGAUCGAGACAGAUCCGUGCGCUAUGGAGAAGAAAAGUCCGUCUGGGAAGAAGUUUCGGAGCAAGCCACAACUGGCUCGAUACCUCGGAAACCAGAUGGACCUGAGCUCUUUUGAUUUCCGCACAGGAAAGAUGUUGAUGAGCAAACUCAACAAAAACCGGCAGAGGAUGAGGUACGACAACAACAGCCAGAACAAGGGCAAACCAGACUUGAACACGUCACUCCCGGUCAGACAGACGGCCUCCAUCUUCAAACAGCCGGUCACAAAAGUCACCAAUCAUCCCAACAACAAAGUGAAGACGGAUCCUCAGAAAGCAGUAGACCAGCCGCGACAGUUAUUUUGGGAGAAGAAGCUUAGUGGUCUCAAUGCGUUCGACAUCGCAGAAGAACUUGUCAAAACGAUGGAUCUGCCCAAAGGUUUACAAGGUGUGGGGCCCGGCUGCACGGACAAGACCCUGCUCUCGGCCAUCGCCAGCGCUCUGCACACCAGCGCGGCUCCCAUCACAGGUCAGCUGUCUGCGGCGGUGGAGAAGAACCCCGGAGUGUGGCUCAACACAACACAGCCUUUGUGCAAGGCGUUUAUAGUCACAGACGAGGACAUCAGGAAGCAGGAGGAGCUGGUGAGGCCGCCAACGGAGGAGAGACGCAGAAGGAGGAGGGAGACGCCAGCGAGGGCAGCGAGAAUGUAUAGCACAGGUUUCAAACUUCUCAAGCGUAUUUGA